GAACUCGGGGGACUCGGGGCGGGAGGCAGGCGGAGCUCUGGGGACGCGGGGUCCGAAGGGCCUGAGCCGUGUCCGAGCCGGGUCGUCACCAUGAGGCAGAUCGAGUGGGCCAUGUGGGCCAACGAGCAGGCGCUGGCGUCCGGCCUGAUCCUCAUCACCGGGGGCAUCGUGGCCACGGCCGGCCAGUUCGCCCAGUGGUACCUGGGCACAUACUCCAUUGCGGCAGGUGUGUUGAUCUGCCUGCUAGAGUACCCCCGGGGGAAGAGGAGAAAGGGCUCCACCAUGGAGAGGUGCGGACAGAAGUACCUGACCAGAGUGGUGAAGGUGUUCGGGCCGCUCACCAGCAAUUACUACAUCCGGGCCUUCCUGCACCUUGGGCUGUCGGUACCUGCCGGCUUCCUGCUCGCCACCAUCCUGGGCACAGCCUGCUUGGCCAUCGCAAGCAGCAUCUACCUGCUGGCGGCUGUCCAGGGGGAGCAGUGGACCCCCAUCGAGACCAAGCCCAAGGAGCGGCCGCAGGUGGGGGGCACCAUCAAGCAGCCACCCAGCAACCCCCCGCCCCGGCCCCCGGCCGAGGCCCGCAAGAAGCCGAGUGAGGAGGAGGAGGGGGCAGGGGUCCCUGUGGGUGGCCCCCAGGAAAACCCCAUGCCAGUGACUGAUGAGGUCGUGUGACCAGGACCUCGAGCCACUCCCGUCCCGCCAAAGCUUCGAGGGCUCCUCCUGCAGACGGGCGGGGGUGGGCGGCCCCCAGCCCGGCGCACCCCCUUUUCUGCAGACUCCUUUGGGUUCACCGGCAACAGGGCUGUCAUCUUCCUCACUGGUACUGGGAUCUCGGUGCAUCGCCUGUUCCAUGAAACACGUAUCUGGAAUUCCAA
Messenger RNA from Physeter macrocephalus (sperm whale), 875 nucleotides. RefSeq names its product cytochrome b-245 alpha chain (gene CYBA). Bases 91 to 672 code for a protein of 193 amino acids. Gene Ontology annotation, molecular function: heme binding. Lineage: Eukaryota; Metazoa; Chordata; Mammalia; Artiodactyla; Physeteridae. The record is from RefSeq and is a predicted model, not a curated record. The transcript has 6 exons.